Molecule: messenger RNA, 3910 nt
Organism: [Torrubiella] hemipterigena
Lineage: Eukaryota; Fungi; Ascomycota; Sordariomycetes; Hypocreales; Clavicipitaceae
Source: the annotation of a GenBank genome assembly
CUUUGGUGUGGUAAAACUAGCAGGUCGCAAUCAGGAUAAUGACGACAAACAAAAUUUCCCGCUCGUGUGCCGCUCCGCGCCACACCUCUGUCUAACGUUGGGCUAUCGACUUACAUUUCAAGUUUACUCUCAGGGUGCUCCGAAGCAACCUUCUAUCGCGCAGUCUACCGCCAGCAAAACUCCACGUUACCGAUGCCCACUGCCCGACCGAACAGCUUCCCUUCGAGCCUCCCCGCGCCAUAGCCUCGCACCCGAGCCCCGAAUGUGGUGCUGAAUAUCUUUGAACCUGGGACUCUAGAAUCUUUUCAACGAUAUGGAUCGUGCAAGGAAGAGAGAGCUUCGUGCUCUAAACGAAAAGGCUUGGGCCGGUGAACAAGAUAUCUUCCAGGUCAACACAUCUCUCGAUUCGGCGCUCAAGAAAAACACGGCGUUUAUUAAACGACUGCGAACCGCGAUCACGUCGACCGGUCUUGCAACGUUUCUGCAAGAGAUCCGAACACUAAGUCUACACAAAUACCUCUCUGAAAUCAUCUCCGCGUUCUAUGAGGGCCUCUGCAAGCUGAAGGCUGUUGGUGACAUAGAUGCUGGUGUUGAAAUAGCCAGCGCCCUACACCAGCGCUUUGGCCCAGCCGAGUUUACAUGUUAUCUGAGCUGGCUCCUCGGCAAGGGCAUGUCAACACCAGAUAAGAGCGCACUAAAGGCCCUCCCCGUGGAGGUUAGAGAAAAGGAAGAAAAGGAACGCCUAAUUAGACAGCGUGCUUUGCUCCGAGUUGUCAGUGAACUCUGGUUAGUUGGCGUUUUACGUACGUUGGAUGAUGCAGUGGCACCAGAAGACGUUACCAGUGUUGCGGGCACGAAACAUGUCGAUGUAAAACUAAAGACUACCAGCAAACCUGGCAUCUCUGCAGAUCCGUUUCCUCUCGAGGUCUUGAAGGAUCUACUAGGACACGAUAGAGAGCACAUGAACCUCCCGCUUCUGGUGAUUUUCGUGAAAGCAUUCAGCUGGGACAUUCUCGGCGUUCGGGCGACUAGCUCAGAAGGGCGGAAAACUGUAGAGGAAGAUGGGACUACCGACGUUGCGCCGCAGGAAUCAGAGGAAGUUGACUCGAUGGAGAUGCCUCUAACUGCACCAGAACUCUCUGAACGGUUCAAAAGCAUUCUCAAAAAGUACUUUGAUGACGUCAAGAACCACGUUGUCAAGGACCAAAAAACCAUACAUUCACAAGCCAGGCGUAAUGCUGAAGCAUAUGUCAAAAGUGGCGAGGUAUUCGAGGAUCGACAGGCCAGCUACGAGAAACAAGUCAAAUCGCACGAUAGGCUCGUCUCAAAUGCACAAGUUUUGGCGGAUGCAAUUGGCGCUGAGAUGCCAGACCUCAAGUCUGUAGAUGAUGGCGCUGCUGGUUCCGGAACUGCGAUUGGUAUAAUGAAGACUGGCGAGUAUCUUCGAUCCGGCAUGGAGGGAUCUGGCAUCUGGGCCGAUGACGAAGAACGUCGAUUCUACGAAAAUAUAAUGGACUUGAAGGGCAAAGUACCUUCAUUGCUGUUGGAAGAUAACAAGAAAAAGAAACCUGAGGGUGAAGAACAAGUGGGCAAGAAGAUUGACCCUGCGGAUGCGGUUGAGGCAGCAAAGGCUCAAGAUCCGGCAGAGGAUCAGUCAACAGCAAUCGCAAAUAAGACGAUAGGCGCCCAGGUUGAUGCUCUUCUUGCCAGAUUGCAAGAGCUCACGAAUAAGGAGUCUAUUGAUCAACUGGCUAUUGACUUCUGCUAUCUUAACUCGAAGGCCUCGCGUAAUCGCUUGAUCAAAGCAUUAUCCGAAAUACCCAAAGGUCGCAGUGAUUUACUGCCUUUAUGGUCGCGGCUCACAGCAACUCUCGGCCGAUAUAUGCCUGAUGUCCCAAAGGGGCUUGUUGACUAUUUGGAUGCCGAGUUCCGAAGUUUGCAAAGGCGAAAGGAAAAGGAUUUCCUUGGUCAAGUUCGGCUGAGCAACAUUCGGUACCUCGCAGAGUUGACAAAAUUUGGUGUUGUCGCCGAACACGUCGUCUUUCAUUGUCUCAAGGUCAGCCUAGAUGACUUUUCCCGAAUGAAUAUUGAAAUCCUAUGCAAUCUGGUAGAGAACUGCGGAAGAUAUCUUCUCAAGACCCCGGAAACUUCCCCGAGAAUGGUCAGCUUUUUAGAGACUUUGCAGCGGAAGAAGUCGGUACAGCAUCUCGGUCAGCCAGAGCGCAUGCUAAUCGACAAUGCGCUUUACUAUGUUGAUCCUCCAGAGCGGCCUGCUAUAGAACAAAAGGAACGCACACCGAUGGAAUUGUUCAUUCGCAAACUAAUCUACAUGGACAUGACGAAGCGCAACUAUAGCAAAAUCCUGAAGCAGAUUAGGAGACUUCAUUGGGAAGAAGCAGAUGUUGUAACAAUUUUAGAAAAGGUCUUCUCCAAACCGGCAAAGGUCAAAUUUGGCAACAUUCACUUGCUAGGAAUUCUGCUUAGUGCGUUAUAUCGUCAUCACCCGGACUUCGUCGUUCGAGUUAUAGACAACGUUGUGGAAUCGGUCAACUUUGGCCUGGAAGAGAACGACUUUCGAACAUUUCAACGGCGAGUGGCCGAGGUCAAAUAUCUGGCUGAGUUGUACAACUAUCGAAUGUUAGAGCACCAAGUCAUUUUCGAUAUUAUGUACAAAAUUCUGUCAUUUGGGCACGGAGGUGCUCCGAUCCCCGGGAAAUUCAAUCCAUUUGACCCUCCAGAUGAUUUCUUCCGUAUUAGACUCGUUACGACAAUGCUGGAUACCUGCGGUGUCUUCUUCAACCGUGGCGCAGCGGGCAAGAAGCUUGAUUACUUUUUGUCCUUUUUCCAGUACUAUAUUUACACCAAAGUUGAUGUUCCCGUGGAAAUGGAGUUUUUAAUCGAGGAUACCUUCGCUUCCAUUCGACCUCAAUUCCAGUUUGCAUCUAGCUUUGAGGACGCGGUGAAAGCUUUCCAAGCCGCGGUCUUACAAGACCAAAAGUCAUCUGGCGGAGACAAGGCAGCAGAACCUGACGACUUGGCUAGCGACGAGUCCUCUGACGAUGACAACGUGGAUGGAGAUGAUGUGGACGCAGAUGAUGACAGUGCCACCGAAGAUGAGGACGAAGAUAUCGAUGUAAUGGAAGGUGACGAUGAGUCUGACACCGCCAGCGAGUUCGAUGAGGCUAUAGUCGUUACCCGCCAAGAAGAGACGAUCGACCCCGAAGAGGAAGCCAACUUUGAGCGUGAAUAUGCCAAGAUGAUGGCUGAGAGUCUUGAGUCAAGGAAAUUUGAACGCAAGCCAGUAUUUGAUGCUCCAUUACCGGUUCGAUCAAAAGGAAAAGAAGUGGGUGGUGCUGAAUCAACCACCGAACCCUCUCCUCCAGCAGGCAAGAUGGCCUUCUCACUUUUGACGAAGAAGGGCAACCGACAACAAACUCGGACGGUCGAGCUUCCAUCUGAUUCUGCUUUUGCUGUGGCUAUGAAAUCUCAACAACAAGCAGAACGUGAGGAACAGCAGCGAAUCAAAAACCUUGUCCUCAACUAUGAUAUGCAGCAAAGUGAUGAAGCCGAGGCCGAUAAUGACAAGCCUACAACAUUCUAUCAUAAUCGUAUCGAAAAGGGUGGCAAAGACCGUGGCCAACGUAUUCGAAAAUUACAGUUGAGUGAUGUUGACUGGUAGAAACAGAAAACACUGUCUCAUUCAGGUCGGCCACGGGUUUGGGGACGAGGAGAUGGCGUUGUUUAAGGGCGACAUCUUCCUAAUAUACGGGCCAUUCUAGACCUACAUUGUAAACUAUAAUGACAAGAAAUAUACCACUAUUUGCGCAGUCUAUAAGCAUGAUCUACAUUGAAGUAUUUCUUCUUGUUUCCCUUCGUCCGCGUCCGAACAGCGCGCUGGCAGACGCAGAAG